AUGAUUCUGAACUUUCGAAAUUUCGAACCCCCUAUUUGGAAAUCCUGGAGACGCCACUGCUUGAAAGCAUACGUCUCUGAAGAGCAAGAAAGGGAAAGAUUACGUGAUCAGAGAGAGAGGGAAGAAUUAGAGAGAAAUAUCAAAGAAAGGGAUGCGGCUCGAACAAGGAAGCUAACAUUGCGAAAUUUGGCAAAGGAGGAGGAAAAGGAAGAUGAUAUUGGAGCACUAAGAAUUGUUUUGAGACAAGAGUACUUGAAGAAAAGGGUGGAAAAGAAGUCGGAAGAGCUUGCAGAUGAGAUAGAAGAUGAGCAGAACAUGUUUGACAGUGUUGAGGUGACUGAAUCAGAGCGCUGUGAAUUCAGGUUCAAACAGGAUCUUUAUGACCUGAUUGUCCAAAAUAGUAUGAAAGAUGAUGGCAGUGAGUAUAAAAUGCCGGAUGCAUAUGAUCUUGGAGUCAACCAGAAGAAAAGGUUUGCUGUCGCUUUACAGAAUUCCAGAGAUGGUGAAUCAAAAAGUAAGAAGAUGAAUCCGUUCGCUGAACAAGAACAAUGGGAGCAGCACCAGAUGGGAAAAUCAACCCUUAACUUUGGUUCUAAAAACAAAAGCAUGAAAGCAAACAGAUAUGAAUAUGUCUUCGAAGAUCAAAUUGAGUUUAUAAACACGGGUGUAGUAAAAGGAGAAAAAAUUGAGCCUGAUUUGGAGAAAUUUGAGUCUUUGAAGCUUAAGGAAGGUCUAUGCCUACAGAGAUGAAUUACUGAAUGCUGUCCGAGAUCACCAGGUGCUCAUAAUUGUCGGUGAGACUGGUUGUGGGAAGACGACUCAAAUACCACAGUAUCUGCACGAAGCUGGAUAUACAAAAGUUGGAAAAGUUGGAUGUACUCAACCUAGGAGAGUUGCAGCAAUGAGUGUCGCUGCUCGUGUUUCCAAAGAAAUGGGUGUGAAACUCGGGCAUGAGUUAGGCUAUUCCAUUCGUUUUGAAGAUUGUACAUCUGAGAAGACGAGUAUUAAGUAUAUGACAGACGGUAUGUUGCUCCGUGAAUUCCUUGGUGAACCAGACCUUUGUAGUUACAGUGUUAUCAUGUUGGAUGAAGCACAUGAGAGGACUGUUACUACAGACAUAUUAUUUGGUUUGGUCAAGGAUGUUGCUCGCUUUCGACCUGACUUGAAGUUACUCAUCUCAAGUGCAACUCUUGAUGCUGAGAAGUUCAGUGAUUAUUUUGAUUCAGCCCCACUAUUCAAGAUUCCGGGGAGGCCUUAUGAGGUCAAGAUACACUUCACCAAGGCACCAGAGGCUAAUUAUUUAGAUGCCGCGAUUGUCUCUGCGCUCCAAAUACAUGUCACAGAACCACCUGGUGAUAUUGAUGUUUCUCACAGGACAAGAAGAAAUUGAAACAGUAGAGGAGAUAUUGAAGCACAGGACUAGGGGCCUCAGAACGAAGAUUGCUGAACUCAUCAUAUGCCCCAUUUAUGCCAACCUACCGACACAUCUGCAGAACAAGAUAUUUGAACCUACUCCCGAAGGAGCACGCAAGGUUGUGUUGGCCACAAACAUUGCAGAGACAUCUCUAACGAUCCAGGGGAUCAAAUAUGUUAUAGACCCGGGAUUUGUCAAGAUAAAAUCAUAUAAUCCAAGAACAGGGGUGGAGUCAUUGUUGGUUAAGCCAAUCUCCACGGCAUCAGCAAACCAACGUGCAGGUCGGUCUGGACGAACAGGUCCAGGACUUGUUGAGCUUUGAUUUCAUGGAUCCACCACCAUCUGAAUCAUUAUUGAAAGCUCUUGAGUUGCUUUGUGCACUAGGUGCUCUGAAUAAGCAAGGUGAAUUGACAAAAGUUGGAAGAAGAAUGGCGGAAUUUCCCCU
This is a messenger RNA of Chenopodium quinoa (quinoa), 1859 nucleotides long. RefSeq names its product pre-mRNA-splicing factor ATP-dependent RNA helicase DEAH1-like. NCBI's taxonomy places the organism in Eukaryota, Viridiplantae, Streptophyta, Magnoliopsida, Caryophyllales, Amaranthaceae. The transcript is spliced from 2 exons. The record is from RefSeq and is a predicted model, not a curated record. The coding region runs from base 1 to 750 and encodes 249 amino acids.